AUGAAACGUGCUGCGGAAGAGAUCUGCUUGGCUGGAUGGUAUGGGUCAGCUAUCAGCCGAGAGCGCCUUCGUCAACAUCUUAUUCUGCAGAUCCCCCGCAACGACCCUGCAGUACUCCACUCGGCUCUUGGCAACCUCCAGCAACACCUGCGGAUGCUAGACUGGCGCCCCGAUCCCUCACGCAUGGACUUGCCCAACCGUACCAGGUUCCUUCAAUUGGUCGCUGAUGAUGGGUCGUGCUGGGCGGCACCGAGGCCGCGUUCCCCGCCAGCGCCGAGCCCGCUCAUCUGGUUCCACAAUUUCUCGCUUCAGCACAUGGAUGUGGAUCCGCCCCACCCUAAGAUGCCAUCGAUCCCUUCGUCUGACGACCACGAAGUCUACUCGGCCAACGAAAGCGAUGCCCCGAUGCCGCCAGACUAUCCUUCACCCACGGACGAGGACCUUCGCCUCUUGGACGAGCUGAAUGACCAAGAGCAGGCCUUUGGCGCAGGCCCUCCGCCGCCUUUCGACAGCGACUUCAUGAGCGACGAUGAGUUCGAGUACUUGAUUGGUGAAGAGCCGAAGCCGUCUGAAGCUGGGCAAAACGUCAGCGACACCCAGUCCGACUUCGAGGGCCCGACAUACUUGCAGACGCUCUACGACAUGGAGAUGCAUGACGACGAGCGCUCCCCUGAAGACGAGGCGGACGUCCUCCUCGAAGAACCUGCUGGCGAGCUGGCUGUGGUAGCCUCCGACACUGACCUCACAGACCCGCUUUUCUUGGAGAUGACUCAGACUAAUAUGACCUACGACGGCGGCCACCUGUCCGCGGUCUUCCCCGACUACAUCCCCAGCGAGAACUACGUUGACGGCGCCGCCCUGGACGACCACUCCCACCACGACCUGGACACCAACGCCGUGCCUGUGAGGGAAGCUGUCAUCAACCACCACGGCGCGAACCGUCCGCUGUCCAACGACCACCGCGAGAUUUAUGCGAUGCGUACACUGGACAGCUUGUACCCCGUGGUCUCUGCGGACAAGAAGGAGAGGACGAGGACGACCCUGCACUCGGCAGCCAGGCACUCGCUGACGCCUCGCUCCAGUCGGGUGUUCUAUUUCUUCCUGCUGAAGGUCUCGCUGAUACCUCCGCGGCUGGCGAGGGCGCCUUCCCAGACUACGCGCCCUUCGACCCCGUUGCGCAAGUGCCGUUCGGUGGUGACGACGACCCUUCCCUUUUCUGCGCCUUUCCCUGACUUCGACCCUGUUGACAACGUCGUCGGCGAAGAGAACGGGAUCAUGAUGAACUGCGACGGCGUCGCCAUCUCGGACCUCGCGUCCGUCGGGGACGCCCUUCCCGACCUCGCCCCGAGCCACUCCGAGCAGCUCGACAACGCUGCCGACAGCUUGGUCGGCCUCCUCGCCGACGCCAGCGGCUCCCUGGACUUCUACAGCGUGAGCCUGAGAGGCAGCGGGGCCCCGCACCGCGGGGCGCCUCUGCCCCCGUGGCAGGGCCUGCGGGCCGCGGCGACCGCCGAAAGCCAAGCCUCGGCCGGCCCGGCCGGCGAGGGCACUCUCGUGGGAGGUGCGGCCGCCGCCGGCGUGGCGCGCCGCCGCGAUGGCCACGACGCCGGCUGGCUCGCGGAGGCCCUCGGCCGCCACGCCCCGGAGGGGGGAGAUCGAUGCAGCGGCGGCGGAAGUCUUCAACACCUUGGCACAGGGUGGGGACGCCAUCGGCCUGGAGGACUUCCAGCGCUGCGCUACGGUGCUCGCGCAGCUCUCAGAAGACUUCGUGACGGACUCCAAGAUCAAGUUCGAGCACAUGGAUCGCAACAAGGAUGCCCUGGUUCAGCGCAGUGAGUUUAUCGAUGAGGUGCACAGUAUCUGCGAGGUCAUUGGAGUUCGCAAGGCCAUGGCCGCCCUGGAGCAGGUCCUUGGGGUCGCCCGGCGCCUCGCGGGGCAGCAGGCGCAGCAGGGCGGCAGCUCCGCCUCGCGGCCGGCAUCGGGAGGGGCCCAGUUCUCCGAAGAGCAAUGCCAGAAGUGCUGGCCAUGCCGCGUCCGUGCCGCGCCCACGCGCCGUGCUGGUCCGCGCCUGAUUUCCAGAGUGCGGCCAAAGUGCUGACUUUGGGUUUCUUAACAAGCGUG
Molecule: messenger RNA, 2121 nt
Organism: Prorocentrum cordatum
Lineage: Eukaryota; Dinophyceae; Prorocentrales; Prorocentraceae
Source: the annotation of a GenBank genome assembly